Molecule: messenger RNA, 3168 nt
Organism: Astrephomene gubernaculifera
Lineage: Eukaryota; Viridiplantae; Chlorophyta; Chlorophyceae; Chlamydomonadales; Astrephomenaceae
Source: the annotation of a GenBank genome assembly
CACAAAUUUGAGUAGUGCUGCUUGUCAUAUAGCUUUUGGCUGCAUUUUUAACAUUUUAUGCCCCUGCAAGGUGCAAACUUGCAGUCAUCCUCCUUCCUCGGUUGUCCUGUUGACUUAUAGCGGAUUACAUAGUUGAAUAGCAUGAUGCUGUUUUGGUAGUUGCCAAUCCAUGACAGCCUAGGAGGUACCUUAGUGAUAGCAUGUCAACAACUAUACGGAAAUCGCCUCCCUCGGGGUCGUCUGCACAGCAGAUGGCCUCUGACUCCUCUGGCAGCCGAGAGCCUCCAGCUCCUUCUACAGGUCGCUCUCCCGGGAGAGUUGCUUUUCGCGACAACAACGACGAGUAUACGUACAGCAGUCGACGCCGUUACUCGGAUAGUUCGGAGUCCACAAUAAGCAGCUGCAGCGAUAUCAGCAGUCCUCGGGAUUCCUGCACUCGGGCGAAACGAGGGACUGCUCGCAGGCGCAAGGAUGACUGGGGCGAGCCAUCCAACCAUAAGCAGCAUCCACAAGGCUCCCGCCGGAACUCAAGGAGGACCCAGCAACCAAAAGCUUUUCCCUCGUCGGCCAGCCCGAACGUGAGACAUCACCACACGACCUCCGCAUCCAGCUACAACGUCGCCGCCAGCCUUAGCCCCUGCCAAGGCCCCAGCGCCCUGCCUCCAUGCGCCGCCCCCCCUGCCCACCCACAGCCGGCCAUGCAUGUCCAACAGGGCUUGCCGCAUACUGGCCCCCCAGCCUCGCAUCCUUUCCAGCCUACCCACUAUCAGCAACCACAGCAGCAGCCCCAGCCCCAGCAGUCGCAGCAGGUUGCCAGCUACCCCCAUCUCGCCCUGCUGCCGUCUGGCCCUUGCCCCCCAGCUCCACCCUGCCCAACAGCUGUCGUCUCCACCCCCACUAAGACCUACGCUCCUCCACCCUCCGCCCUCGGCCCGCCACCAACACUGCUCAUGGCGUCGCAACAGUGCGGCUGCAACAGCAGCUCUUGCCAAGCAGCCCAUCGCUGCUUCGGCUGCACAACACUGCCGAACAACGUCCAGUUGAUGCCGCCACCGCCCGCAACAGCGGCUCCAGCACCGGCAGCAGCGUCAGCACCAGCGUUGGCAGGGACCAUGCGGGCUGCUGCUGCUUGUGCUCCUCACUUGGCGCCCAUGCCCGGCAGCCCGCUACCUGCCCCACCGCACCCACCGGGGUCCCUAUCGGUACCACCGCAGCAACCACUGCAACCAGCACCACCGCUGCCGCACUCCUGCCCUUCCUGCUCGACCCAGCUGCUGGAGCCCCUACAGGCGCUGUCCCUCCGGCCUGACGGACUCCCCUCGUCGCGACCGCUGUUUUCCGCUCCACAGGGCGCAGCUACCGCACCCCCGGCCCUUGCAGCAGCAGCAGCCCCAGCCGCGCCAGCAGCACCCAGACCGCAGGCAGCGGGGCCACCGGCAGCGCAUGCAUGUUGCAUGGCAGCUGCAUGGCCCUCCUCAGCCCAGGGGGGCGCUGCUGCAGGAGCCUUCCAGCAGCCUCCCCCGCCCCCAGCGCCACAGCAGCAGCUGCACCCGGGGGCCUGCCACCCCAGCCACACUGCAUGGCCCGCGCAGCCCGCGCAACCGCCGGCCCUGCCGCAGCUAGUGCUGGUGCCCCCAGCCCAGCAGCAGCAACAGCAGUUGCAACAGCUGCAGCAGCAGUACGGCGCGGAUCUUACCAUACUGUACGACGACACGACGCAUGAAGUGGUCCUCGUUGACGCCCUGAUGUCCCGGGAGCUCAGUAGACAGGGCCACUCGCUGGUCCCGCUGCCCGAGGCCUACCGCUCCAAGCUGGCGGCGCUGCAGGCGGCGGUCAACGGGCGGCUGCUGGGGCGGCGCGAGGCGCUGCUGCGGCGGCACGCAGCGCUGGCGGCCCGGCAGGCGGAGUUGGCGGCACGCAGGGGGGAGCUGGAGCGGGAAGUGGCGGCCCUGGCUGAGGAUAUGCUGUCGCGGCUGCACUCCGCGGAGGGGCGCCAGCGGGCGCUGCUGGGCCGCCAGCAGGCCGAGGUGUCUGGCCAGCUUGACGCCGUGCAGCGGCUGCUGGGGCAGGUGGUGGCGGCCUCCGCUGCCGGGCCGCUGGACUUCCUCAACGACUACCACUCGCUGGCGGAGGCGUGCGAGAGGCUAGCUUCCCGGCUGCUGCCGGAUGAGGCGGACGCAGCAUCAGCUGCAGGACAGGGAACAGGACCAACAGCCCCUAACGAGCCAUCAGCCGGGCCAGCCGCGCCCCCCUCCUCCUCCACCAACCCCGCCGCCGCGCUGUCGCUCCCCGCUGAGGCCGCCUACCUGCGCGAGCUGGCCACCUCGCACGAGGCGCUGCAGCGGCUGCUGGCGGUGAAGGACGACAUGAUCCGCCACCUGCUGAAGGAGCGAGAGGGGCUGCAGUCGGAGCUGCGCCAGGUGGUGGAGCGCUGCGGGUCGGAGCUGGCGGCUCUGGAGCAGCAGUGCGCCACGUACCACCGCACUCUGCUGCAGCUGGGAGUGGUGGGGGCGGCAGCGGAGGGGGCAGCAGGAGAAGAGAAGGAGGAGAGAGAAGGGGCGGGGCAGGGCAAGCGAACCCCCAGCAAGCCUGCUGCAACGGAACCUGAGCGAAUGUAGGGCUGUUUGCGGUUGUUGUGGAUUGGUUCACGAUAUAUGGCAGCAACAUGUGUGAUUAUCCUUGGUUUCGUUUUGCUGCUUGUUCCGUUUGGCUUGCAGCGUAGGGUUGGGUUCAUCACCCAUGUUCCCUUGUAGGAAACCAUUGUAACGGUCGCUCAUACAUGCGUGUAAUUCUCCUGGUACCUAUGUUCCAGGUUAAAAUGCGCCAGCGCAAGUGACAUGCGGCAACGCACGAUUGUAGCAUUGUACGUCCAGAUGCUGGCGCCCGAGACCAUGAUGUGAAACGCUAAACGAGAUUCUGCUGUGCACGCAUGGGGACCUAGCGCUUCUGUGCAUGAGGACCUGGCGCAAAGAUUGUCAGAUUACCAGGCCGAUCUUGGGUGGUGGGUGCAAUGGUUCAAACCACGUUACUGUGAUAUGCGCACCUGGGGUGCAUAAAAUUGGUGGGCCCCGGGCUUUGGAACCCUGAAAGACAAGGCACCUUGCAUGACCAUGUUUUAAUUGGAUACAGCACCCCUUCAUUUACUGCCGGCACCGAAGUAGGAAGACC